Paramormyrops kingsleyae is the source of this 1890-nucleotide messenger RNA. Its product is annotated as protein HEXIM1-like. Gene Ontology annotation, molecular function: cyclin-dependent protein serine/threonine kinase inhibitor activity; 7SK snRNA binding. NCBI's taxonomy places the organism in Eukaryota, Metazoa, Chordata, Actinopteri, Osteoglossiformes, Mormyridae. Gene Ontology annotation, cellular component: nucleoplasm; nucleus; cytoplasm. Gene Ontology annotation, biological process: negative regulation of transcription by RNA polymerase II; negative regulation of cyclin-dependent protein serine/threonine kinase activity. The record is from RefSeq and is a predicted model, not a curated record.
GGAUACUGUUGUGGCGGCGUGGUCGAAGUCAGCAAAGUAAAGCAAUUUCCAUCGGCACUGAAAGAGUUAACGGUAGUUACGGCAGCUCUGACGACUCAUUUAAAUUGACAAAUGUGAUCAUUCAGAAUAAGUUGUUUUUUUACGUCGAACUUACAUGAAGACUAACUAAAUGUUACUGUUAUGUAACAAGAAUAAAACUUUGCAGAGUCGGAAGAUAUUUUAAGGACUUUUUAGGAAAGCCGAGUAUUGGACUUUAUAGAGAAAGUGGAAGGGUAAAUUGCCCAUCAUUUCUUUUUGCAAACAUCAGGAUGUCAGAACCUGAGGACCAGAGUACUCCUCAGACGAAAACUUCACAUGCCCUUUCAGGUGGGAGCGCUACAGUUUUGGAGCAUCCUGUAGCCAAUGAGAACGGCGGGGCACAGUGCGCCGAUAGGGGGCGAUGCGCCGAUGGACAGCAGACCGAGGGCGGCAGCAGCGGCGGCACUAUCGCGGAGAAUCUAUGGAACAGACAAGGUGGGCAGCAGGAGGUGUGCGCGGGCAUGGUGGCUGGAAACGCGCACCCCAAAUGCCCCGUGGUGACCAAACCUUGUCAGGAACCCGAAGCCGACACGGCAGGUGAGGGGGGACUUGUCGCGCACGGCAACAGCGGAGAUGGACCCACCGAGGAAACCCACAGUCAGGUUCAAGGCGAGAGCGGUAAGCACGUUAUGAGGAUGAACUCGGGGUCUUCUGGAGCCCGGCCCCAGGCCUUACCCGAUGCACGGAUGGGGAAGAAGAAGCACCGGCGGCGGCCCUCCAAGAAGAAGCGACGCUGGAAGCCGUACUUCAAGUUGUCGUGGGAGGAGAAGAAGGAACUAGACGAGCGGGAGACCGCACGGGCAUCCAGGGUGCGAGCGGAGAUGUUCGCCAAGGGUCUUCCGGUGGCCCCUUACAACACCACGCAGUUUCUAAUGGAGGAGCACGACCGGGAGGAACCGGACCUCAACACCGAGCUGGCCAGCCGCCGCUUUUUGGGGGCGAGUCGCUCGGAGGACACCUUCAGCGAGGAGGACUUCUUUGAAAUAGACGAGGAGGAGGAGGACGGCAGCGGCGGGGGCAGCGACGGCAUCGGGAGGCCGGGCAACGUCGGGGGAGAAUUCCUCCAGAGGGACUUCUCGGAGACUUACGAGAAAUACCACGUCGAGAGCCUCCAGAACAUGACCAAGCAGGAGCUGGUGCGGGAGUACCUGGAGCUGGAGAAGUGCAUGUCCCGCUUGGAAGAGGAGAAUAAUCGGCUGCGGCGUGCCGGGAAAAGCCCGGAGGCGGUGGCAGAGGAGAGCCCGGUCUCCCUGCCCGAGCGAUCGCGGGUCAGGGAGCUGGAGGUGGAACUUGAGAAACUGAGGGCGCAGAAUAGCGAGCUCCGGCAGCAGAACCAGCAGUGGAGGGAAAGUGUGCACGCCGAGUGAGCGGCUGUGCAGUGGGGCGUGUGCCCGUGGGAAAAAAAUAAAUAAGGCGAGUUUUUCAGUUUUGACGAUGUAAGUAUUUUAAAUUUGCGAUGCGUUUUAUAUAAUCAGUUUGAUAAAUUGGACUGUCCAAAUUUCUCCAUUUGCAAUACUUUGUUCAUUUUUUUUUAUGAUAGACAACGGAGACUUUUUCAAUAUGCGGUGUGUGUAUAUACAUAUAUAUUCAAUUUUUUAAGAGAGAUUAUAUGGGGAAAAGAGUCGUGUUUUGUCGUUUUUUUUUUUCUUUUCUUUUCAAAGGUGUCGUGUGUAUAAAAAUAUACAGUCCCCAAGAUUCUUGGACUUAUUGCUUGCAUUUCGGCCACAUCUAAUUUAAUUUUUGGAGAAAUCUCCCCUAGACCGCCUCUAAAGAAAUCUGUUAUUGAAUUUGUAAAUACAGAAAUACAAUCGA